This is a messenger RNA of Helobdella robusta, 1610 nucleotides long. RefSeq lists its product as hypothetical. The transcript has 16 exons. Lineage: Eukaryota; Metazoa; Annelida; Clitellata; Rhynchobdellida; Glossiphoniidae. The record is from RefSeq and is a predicted model, not a curated record. Bases 1 to 1533 code for a protein of 510 amino acids. Gene Ontology annotation, biological process: DNA repair. Gene Ontology annotation, molecular function: ATP-dependent polydeoxyribonucleotide 5'-hydroxyl-kinase activity; polynucleotide 3'-phosphatase activity; double-stranded DNA binding.
AUGAAGUGGAAGAUUAGUUUAAUUUCUUCAUCUGCUAACCACGAACCCAUCUCAUUGAGCCACAAUGAAUUAAUAACGUUAGGACGUGAUAGGUUAACUAAAAUUACUGAUGCCAAAGUUUCAAGAAAGCAAGUUGAGUUGGUUGCCGACUGCGAUUCCGAAGAUGGCCACGUCGUCGUUUCACUGGUUGGCAAGUUCGCUCAGUUGAAUGAUGAAGUACUAAAGAAGAACAGGAAAUACAUCAUGAAGUCUGGGGAUAUGCUGUCUCUGAAGACAAAUGGAUUUAAAUAUGAACUGAAAGUUGAAACUGCUGGGAGUGCAAAUGAAAAAAGACUCAAAAAUAAAUUCAAAAGUGAUGACCCAGACACUGAUGCUAACACUAGUAGUAAAGCACUCCAACCCCUUGUGAAGGCUUUCUGGGAGGAGGUGGACGAUGGCCAUCUCUUGGUCUACCAUUCAGAGGGACUUGUCUCUAGGGCUAAAAUUGCUGGCUUUGACCUCGAUGACACUGUAAUAACAACAAAAUCAGGCAAGGUUUACCCAGAAAACAUGCUUGAUUGGAAGUUCUUAUUUCAUGAUGUUCCUAAAAAAUUGGAAACUCUCCACCAGGAUGGUUACAAGAUUGCCCUGUUUUCAAAUCAGUUGGGCAUUAAAAGAGGAAAGAUAGAAGCAAAAGAUUUUAAAGAGAAAUUGGAAAAGGUUGUUAAGCAGCUCGGCGUACCUGUUCAAGCUUAUAUUGCUACAGGCACUGGUUUCUACAGAAAACCUUGCCAUGGAAUGUGGAAAAGAUUGAUUGGUAGCAAUGACAACAUUGAAAUUAAUUUGGCUGAGAGCUUCUUCGUUGGAGACGCUGCAGGUCGACCGAAAGACUGGCUGCCAAAAAAGAAAAAGGAUUUCUCUUGUAGCGACAGAUUGUUCUCCAUGAACAACGGUCUGAAGUUUCAAACCCCGGAUGAGUAUUUCAUAGGCCAGAAACCCGCCAAGUUCACUUUGCCUGAUUUUAUUGUUUUCACGCUUUUUGUUGAAGAUUUUUUUUACAAUUCUUCUUUUCUCUUGCAGAUCAUUGUGAUGGUUGGAUGCCCUGCUUCUGGUAAAAGUUAUUUCGUGAAGACGUAUUUGGUUCCACUUGGCUAUCAACGAAUUAACAGAGAUACAUUAGGUACCUGGCAGAAGUGUGUGAAGAAGUGUGAGGAUGCAUUGAAGAUGAAGGAAAAGGUCGUUGUGGAUAACACCAAUCCCGAUGUUGAAAGCAGGGAGAAGUACUUGAAGGUAGCAAGGCAGAUGAACGUGAGAUGCAGAUGCUUCGUUAUGACGUCAUCGUUCGAACACUCGAGGCACAAUGAAAAAUUCCGAGAGAUGACAGACAAACAACACCAACAGAUCAACGAAAUGGUAUUCAACUCUUUCAAAUCCAAAUUUAAAGAGCCAGAUCUAUCUGAAGGAUUCGAUGAGAUCGUUCACGUCAAUUUUAUUCCGAAAUUCGCAACUGAGAAAGACAGAUCUCUCUAUAACCAAUAUUUGCUUGAAAAAUAGACGCUGUUUAUAACUUCAUGACACUUCUUUGAUAUCUGUAGUUUCGAAAAAUUAAAUAAAUGUCAGUUUGAAGCGUG